AUGGAUUACGACCGCUACGACGCUUUCCUCCACCACAUCUUCAAGCAGACGCAGGGCGACGCGUGGUUCCGCCCCAACGAAGACAACCUAUCUGCCGGCGUCGCACUUCGUGUCGACAAUGGCCCCGAGUUCCGUGUCUUCCCUUACGAGAACCUCGCGCUCGAGCCCUUCGAGGCGGCCGUCUCUGCGUUGAACCCGGCCGUCGCCAUCAAGGUCCGCAGUGCAGCAGUACACGCAGCGUUGGCUGAAGUUGGCCCGGAUGACAGGUCAAUCUAUGUCGACGCAAAUACGCGUAUCCAAAUCAUCGAGACGAUGAUGGACCUUCCCACCGCGGACAAGGAGCAGAACGCGGCAUUCAUCCGUGACGAGCGAGUACUUGUUGUAUGGUCGGAUUCCAUCGACGACAUCAUUCCGACAUGCCACGACUUUGAGGAGCGCCUCAUCAAGCUGCUCUGGCGAUCACGACCAAAUGCUGUGGGUAGCCACGCUGCGAGCUCAAGCAGUCAUCCUGCGAGUAUCAAUGUUAGUUUCGUAGGAGGAUGUCUCGUGCAUUUGACUAUCGGGACCUUUGGCUCUGUAUCUGGUAACUCACUCUACCGCUCAGGCCGUUCAAGCAGUCAACUGCCAGCAGCACCGGGCACGCCCGGCAUCCCUGGCACCCCGCGCGGUAUGGGCCGCAUGAGUCUGCUCAUGGGCAAGGACGACCUCGAGAAGGGCGGUGACGUCGAAGAGAACGUCGUCAAGACAAAGACCGUGCGGACAUGGUACGGCAAGAAGAAGACGAUUAUCCUCGAGGGCCCGGACAUGAGCGAGGUCGACAAUGCGCUCCCUGGGAAGCGGCCUGCGCUGCUGUACGCGCCUCUCUACAAUGGUCUUGCGGCCGGUCUCUCUGUCUACUUCAUUGGCAAUGGUCUCAAGACGUUGCUCAACGAGUGGCAGCUCGACAAUAACUUUAUCCGGUUUGCACUCGUCGCGACGAUGCCGUUCCUCUACUGCGUCUCGCUCUUCUUCGCCCUCCAGAUCAUCCAGAACGUGUCUAUGGCUAUCGGACCCAUCGCGCAGUACCACGAGAAUUCGAAGUACUACUCAGCACUCAAGCCGCGGCCGAACAAGAUCGUGGACAACGACCUGCCGCACAUCACGAUCCAGAUGCCGGUGUACAAGGAGUCUUUGGAAACUGUCUUGGCGCCAUCUAUCGAGUCCAUCAAGAAGGCAAUGCAGACGUAUGCCCGGCAGGGUGGUACGUCCACGAUUUUCAUCAACGACGACGGUCUCAGGUUGCUCUCGGUCGAGGAGCGUGACGCGCGUAUCGCGUUCUACGCCAACCACGGCAUUGGCUGGGUGGCGCGGGCGAAGCACGACGACGCGCCGGAUGGGUUCAAGCGUGCCGGACGUUUCAAGAAGGCGUCAAACAUGAACUACGGUCUGAAGCUGUCGCUCAUCGCUGAGAAGCAUCUCGAGAAGCUGCUCACGGAGGAGAAGGAGCGCGGCCCGCGCAAGAGCGACUCGCUCGGCCACGAUGGCGAGCAGCGCUACGGGAUGCAGUACCAGCACCGGGACGGCGGCAACGCGAGCGUCGUCAACUUUGGCAGCGACGACGAGAAGGUGAACACCGAGGACUGGGAGCUCGAGGAGCGCGCGCUCCAGUUGGCUAUUGACGAGGUGUAUGAGUUAAGCGGCCGCAAGUUCCGUCCCUGGGCUGCUAACGGCCGCGCGUGCCGUGUCGGUGAAAUCGUUCUCAUCGUCGACUCCGACACUAUCGUGCCCGAGGACUGCUUCCGGGAUGCCGCGCGCGAGAUGGCCGAGUGCCCCGAGGUCGGGGUCAUCCAGCACGAGUCGGACGUCAUGCAGGUCGCGCACCAUUACUUCGAGAACGGCAUUGCGUACUUCACCCGGCGUAUCAACAAGUGUAUCUCGUACGCGUGCGCGAACGGCGAGGUCGCGCCGUUCGUUGGCCACAACGCGUUCCUGCGCUGGAGGGCCGUCCAGGACGCAGCGUUCAUCGACCCCGCCGACGGCGAGGAGAAGAUCUGGUCCGAGACGAACGUGUCGGAAGACUUCGACAUGGCGAUGCGGCUCCAGAAGCGCGGCUUCAUCAUCCGGUGGGCGACGUACUCCCUCGGCGGCUUCAAGGAGGGUGUGUCCCUGACGUGCGACGACGAGCUGAACCGGUGGCAGAAGUACGCGUACGGCUGUAACGAGCUGUUGUUCAACCCGAUCGUCCAGUGGUGGCGCAAGGGCCCGAUCUCGAAGGAGAUCCACUCGUUCCUGUGGUCGUCCGCGCCGCUGCACUACAAGUUCUCGAUGAUGGCGUACAUGUUCUCGUACUACGGUAUUGCUUGCUCGAUCACCAUCGGUGUCAUCAACUACGUCCUCCUCGGCUUCGAGCUCCCCGUCGACGGCUUCUACAUGCACUCGUUUGAGAUCUGGCUUGCGACGACGGUCGUGUUCAUCGGUUCCGGCAACGUCGGCUACACCCUUCUGCAGUACCGUCUCGGUGAGGAGCCUCUCAUCAAGUCCUUCCUCAUCAACGUCAUGUGGGUUCCGUACUUCUUCUUCUUCUUCGGUGGUCUAUCGAUCCCCGUCAGCCAGGCAAUUCUCGCCCAUCUAUUCUCAUACAACAUGACGUGGGGUGCGACGAAGAAGGAGGUUGAGCGGUCGAACUUUUUCGAGGAGAUCCCGAAGAUCCUUAAGAGGUUCUGGGUGCCGUGGGCGAUUUGUAUCCUGCUCACGGCGGCGAUCAUCAUCCUGUCGACAUCGCUGGUGCCUUUCCAGUGGCGCAUCGACGGAUCGUCGUGGGCCGUCAUCUUCCCGUUGGCGAUCCAGAUCGGAUGCCACAUACUCUACCCGAUCGUGCUGAACCCAUGGCUGAUGGUGUUCUCGUACUAA
This is a messenger RNA of Rhodofomes roseus, 2889 nucleotides long. RefSeq names its product glycosyl transferase family group 2-domain-containing protein. The coding region runs from base 1 to 2889 and encodes 962 amino acids. Lineage: Eukaryota; Fungi; Basidiomycota; Agaricomycetes; Polyporales; Fomitopsidaceae. The record is from RefSeq and is a predicted model, not a curated record. The transcript has 10 exons.